AUGGCUCAGGGUGAAAUGGCCUUCUUCUCCAGGCCUUCCUCCUCCGCCGUCAAGAUAGUCGCUCCUUCCAUCGAUCACCCCUCAAGUCCGAAACCAUCUCCAAAGAAGGGUGCGCAUGACCGCGAUGAAUAUUCACCUGUACCGCCCGAAUCGCCUACGCCGAGCGCUGCUCUUCCUGCUCAGGCCGUUAACGCUCCUGUCUUCGUUCCGAAGACGUCGACCACCUCCGACAGUCCAGUGAUCUCCUCAGCUUUGAUCAACUCUCAGAUGUCGAUGUCUUCAUCGUCUUCGGCGCCAACCGAGUACUAUUCUGUCCAGUCGGAUUUUUACGACACCCAUGAUCCGUAUGACGCACAUGUAUAUGGGGGCCAUAAUGGAGACAUGGGAAGCGAUGGCUCUCACGGCCAUCAGGGCCAAAUCGUAUCCAAUCCAUAUGCAGACGCCUCACAGAUGCUUGGCUAUGACGGCGCAAUGGACCCUUUAUAUUCAACCCAGUUCACAUUUGUUAGGCAACCACUGAACUACCAUUUGUACACUCAACCUCGCCCAGACGACCUCACGGAGCGGUAUUUUGUAACUGACAACAUUCGAGAGGAGCUGCAACGUCGAUCCGAAAUUAUCCAUACAGCUCCUGCUACUGGUCUUAAUUUACCGGAGGAGAUUCAAGGCUAUCACACGCUAGUGCCUCUAGAGUCGAUUGGCGGAGAGAGGCGGAAGUUUGGGAACUGGUAUUCUACUGUGUAUCGGGCGAGCAAUUCCACAGAUGGAUUGUCUUAUGCGCUGAGAAGAAUUGAAAACUUUCGCCUCAUGCAACAGGCCGCAUUCUCUGGCAUUGAAUUUUGGGCAGCCAUCCGACAUCCUAACAUCAUUUCAGUGCGCGAGGCGUUCACGAGUCGUGCAUUCGGCGAUAGUUCAUUGGUUGUGGUGUACGACUACCACCCCAACUCGCAAACGCUUUAUGAUGCUCACAUGAAACCGAAGGCACCGCAAUUUCAGAACGGGCGUCUUCAGGCCCAGACUUCUCGCAUACCCGAGCAAAUUAUCUGGUCGUAUGUGACUCAAAUAGCGAGUGCUAUUAAGACGGUGCACGAGGCAGGAAUGGCUGUGCGCAUUAUUGACGCUACAAAAGUCCUUCUUACGGGGCAGAAUAGGGUUCGCAUCAGCUCGUGCGGCGUUGUCGACGUCCUCAUGUACGAGUCACGAGCGGACAUCGCUUACUUACAACAAGAGGAUCUAUUCAUGUUCGCCAAACUUCUUCUUGCACUUUGCUGCAGCAAUCUCGCCGCCAUCAACAACGUUCAAAAAGCGAUCGAAACUAUUGGACGACACUAUUCUGCAGAUUUGAAGGCCGUGGCCUUGUUUCUGGUCACUCCUGCCCCGAACAAGGCUAUCAACCAAUUGUUCGAUAUGAUUGGGAACAGGGUGCCGACGGAGAUGAUCGAAAUGCAGAACGCCGUUGAUCGUUUGGAAAGCGAGCUGAUGUCGGAGCUCGAGAAUGCACGCCUUGUGAGGCUUUUAUGCAAAUUCGGUUUCAUCAACGAACGUCCAGAGUUUGCUCGUGAGCCGCGGUGGUCAGAAACUGGUGAUCGGUACAUCAUCAAGCUCUUUCGAGACUAUGUCUUUCAUCAGGUCGAUGAGCAAGGCAACCCUGUUGUCAAUCUGUCGCACGUUUUCACGUGUCUCAACAAGCUGGAUGCUGGAACAGACGAACGUAUCAUGCUGGUCGCUCGUGAUGAACAAAGCUGUCUGGUUUGGGCGUCCUCACGUGGGCGCUCGACUCCGGCAGCAUUCUCCUAUAACGGGCUGGAUAGCAGGCGGCGGGUGGACGGCCUGAUCGCGAACUUGCCUCUAGAGUCACAGCACUCCAAGUCCUCCCAGCAACGUCCUCAUCUCUCUCCAUCUGCUGGCCAACGCGUCCUCCUUUCUGCUCUUCAACUCCCGAGACGUCCAAUGGCUGCUGUCUAUGCUCAGCCUGUCAGCGCCCUCCAAUCUCCUCGCCAACAGUACUUACAGCCCAAUGGCAACCCUUCACCCCAGCGCAAGCAUGCGUCUAGGCAGAAGUUCGCCGCCGAAUUCUCCCAAUGUCUUUUCGAUUUCGUUAUCCAACUGCUUCCAACGUCGGAGGAGAUGACCGUCAAAGAAGACGUACGCAAGCUCCUCGAGCGACUCAUUCGCACUAUCGAGCCCGAUAGCCGGCUGCUUUCAUUUGGCAGCAGUGCGAAUGGCUUCAGUCUCCGCAACUCAGACAUGGAUCUAUGCUGCCUGAUCGACUCGGAAGAGCGACUUUCGGCCACCGAUCUUGUGAACAUGCUCGGUGACUUGCUGGAGCGAGAAACCAAGUUCCAUGUAAAACCUUUGCCACGCGCCCGAAUACCUAUCGUGAAACUAUCUCUCGAUCCUGCUCCGGGUCUUCCAUUUGGAAUCGCAUGCGAUAUUGGUUUUGAGAACCGGCUCGCAUUAGAGAAUACACGCCUUCUUAUGUGUUAUGCUAUGAUUGAUCCCGCCCGUGUGCGGACAAUGGUUUUGUUCCUAAAAGUGUGGAGCAAACGACGCAAGAUUAAUUCGCCGUAUAAAGGAACACUAUCAUCAUAUGGCUAUGUCCUUCUAGUACUAUACUUCCUAAUUCACGUCAAGAACCCACCAGUCCUUCCCAACCUGCAACAGAUGCCGCCUUUACGUCCCAUAUCGGAGGUAAUCCAGCUCCUUGACGCGGAGAAGGGGAGCCCGAGAGAGCGGAACCGUCUAUGUAUAGAGGAUCCAUUUGAGACGGAUUUCAACGUCGCGCGGUGUGUCACUCGUGAUGGUCUAUACACUAUCCGUGGCGAGUUUAUGCGUGCCUCCCGGAUCCUUGCAAGCCGUCCGGAACGGGCAAUUGUAGCUUUGGCCCAGCUAUGCGAAGAACGUAAGAGUGAAGAACUACUUCAUCCUUCUCCAUCGCGUGGUGCCUUCGUACCCCCCCGUCUUUCACCACUACCUCCUCAAGUCCCAUAUACGGUCAGUAGCAGUCCCAUGCGCCCAACGCAUCUCCCAGUAGCCGAUGAUCUUUCGCCUCAAGAGUCGCCAGUAGUAUCUCCUUUGACAUCGUCGACAGCACCGUCUCCAUCGCUUGUGUCGGUGUCCGAUCUUGAGACAAAUGUUCCGAUACGUCUUCCAAUCGACCAACUCGAGCAUAUGGCGCCCAAGCGCGGGAAGUGGACCAGUCCACCACCACCUGAAGCUUCAGAAGCAGAUCAUUCAUCAUUCGAGGAUCGUCUUGGUCGAAGCCUUGCACUCGCUACGGUGGCGGGUGCAGGUCGCGAACAUGGGCCCAGGAGUAAAGCAUAUGCCUCAUCUUCCAAUACGAGCGAAGUGCACACUGACGACGAGGUGCGCUCCGAUCUCAUGGAGUCUGAUGACGCGCACUCCGUGCGGUCAUUCACCGAAGAUGGCGCGCUAAGUCGUCGACGCGAGAAAGAGCGCGAUGCGUCGCGCGAGCCGACUGUUACUGUUGAAAGACAACAGCUCAAACAGGCGCGCAACGAUCCACCACGUUAUGUGCUUGAUCCCUCCAGCUCUCGCGCAAGCUUGAGGGCUGAAGCAGGGUUGGACGCAAAAAUGCUUGCGCGUUUGCGUGGAAGACCCGUAGUGAGGAUGGCGCAACAGCUAAGCGAAACGAAUAUCGGCACGAACCAUCCAGAGGUGCAGGAUACCUUUUCGUCACCACUACGUGUAGAUUCCCCUCGGCGAUCAUUGUCGGGACCUUCGCGAAUGUCGCUACCAAAUCGAUUCACACAGUUGCAACUUGCAAGUUACAUGUCCGGUCCACAGUAUAUUAUACCUGGGGAAGCAUUAUCCCCCUCACAUUCAUCAUCAUACCUAGGAGGAUCCAACUCAAAUGUAUUUUACGAGACGUCACCUGCGAAGGACCGCCUCUUCCGUGCUCUCCAAUCAUAUGGAAUCACACCUGCCCCGUCUUCAUCUCCACAACCACGCUUCGACACGAGUGCGAGCCAUAACCAAUCAUCCACGUUGACUGCGUCGCCGUCACUGUCGCCGAGGCAUCUCACUUCAUCGCCGCUAAUUCCAUCUUCCCGGCAAACGUCUCCGCGGCACUUGUCUAAUUCACAGAGACGCAACUCUAAGCUGGCUGAAUCACUUUCAAACUCGCCACUACAUUUGGAUACCAGUCAUAUACCAUUCGGGGUGCCCUACUCGCAUUCACAUUCACAUUCUAUUACAACGGCUACGACUCCUCGGGCACAUAUGCAGGGAUUUAGCCCAUUACCACCGUCUCUGUCAAGAGCGCGUACGCCCCCGCUUGUCCCGUCAUCGCGACCACACUCACGACAGCAAUUGCCACCACGGCUGAGUGCUGAUCGGGGAAUCCGCUCAGUAUCACCCUUCGCUUCUGUCUCCUCGGGAAGCGCAUCGCCUCCAAUGUCUUGCACAAGUUCGCAGUACGCUCCGUCGUGUUCGCCACUCUCCACAUCCCCUCCAUCACCGUCACACAGCGACAUAGUGCCCAAAAUUUCCGAGCAUCGUUCUCACGCUGGUACAGAAGUCCGUGGUCAUGGGGAGUGUGUGGAAUGA
Fibroporia radiculosa is the source of this 4569-nucleotide messenger RNA. RefSeq lists its product as uncharacterized. Bases 1 to 4569 code for a protein of 1522 amino acids. The transcript has 20 exons. Gene Ontology annotation, biological process: mRNA processing; protein phosphorylation; nuclear-transcribed mRNA poly(A) tail shortening. The record is from RefSeq and is a predicted model, not a curated record. Gene Ontology annotation, cellular component: PAN complex; P-body. Gene Ontology annotation, molecular function: nucleotidyltransferase activity; protein kinase activity; poly(A) binding. NCBI's taxonomy places the organism in Eukaryota, Fungi, Basidiomycota, Agaricomycetes, Polyporales, Fibroporiaceae.